Molecule: messenger RNA, 1485 nt
Organism: Leptosomus discolor (cuckoo roller)
Lineage: Eukaryota; Metazoa; Chordata; Aves; Leptosomiformes; Leptosomidae
Source: RefSeq, a predicted model, not a curated record
AUGUUACUGUUUCUUCUAGCAGCGUCCUCUUUGUUACUUACGAAAGCUACAGCACUACAGUGUUACUGCCAUCUCUGUACAAAAGACAACUUCACGUGUGUGACAGAUGGGCUGUGUUUUACUUCAGUAACACGAACUGCAGACAAAGUCAUACACAACAGUAUGUGUAUAGCAGAGAUUGACUUGAUUCCCCGAGACAGGCCGUUUGUUUGUGCCCCCUCCACCAGAGAUGGAGUCAUUACUGUGUCUCAUUGCUGUGACAGAGACCACUGCAAUAAAAUUGAACUUCCAGUUCCGACACCAGGCCCUACUCCAGGAAAACCAGCUUCUAAUCUAGGACCUGUGGAACUGGCUGCUGUUAUUGCUGGACCUGUCUGCUUUGUCUGCAUUUCACUAAUGUUGAUUCUAUAUCUUUGUCAUAAUCGUACUGUAAUUCAUCAUCGUGUGCCAAGCGAAGAAGAUCCCUCACUGGAUCGUCCCUUUAUAUCAGAAGGAACUACUUUAAAGGAUUUAAUUUAUGAUAUGACAACUUCAGGCUCUGGGUCAGGUUUGCCUUUACUUGUGCAAAGAACAAUUGCAAGAACGAUAGUACUUCAAGAAAGCAUUGGUAAGGGUCGCUUUGGAGAAGUCUGGCGAGGGAAGUGGAGAGGAGAAGAAGUUGCUGUGAAGAUCUUCUCUUCAAGAGAGGAACGCUCAUGGUUUCGUGAAGCAGAAAUUUAUCAAACAGUUAUGCUACGACAUGAAAACAUUCUUGGAUUUAUAGCUGCAGACAACAAAGACAAUGGUACAUGGACUCAGCUGUGGUUGGUGUCAGAUUAUCAUGAGCAUGGAUCACUCUUUGAUUACCUGAACAGGUAUACAGUAACAGUGGAAGGAAUGAUAAAAUUAGCUUUGUCCACUGCCAGUGGUCUUGCUCAUCUUCACAUGGAAAUUGUUGGCACACAAGGCAAACCAGCAAUUGCCCACAGAGAUUUGAAAUCAAAAAAUAUAUUGGUAAAAAAGAAUGGAACGUGCUGCAUUGCAGAUCUAGGAUUGGCAGUUAGGCACGAUUCAGCUACAGACACAAUUGAUAUUGCCCCAAACCACAGAGUGGGAACAAAAAGGUAUAUGGCACCUGAAGUUCUAGAUGAUUCCAUAAACAUGAAACAUUUUGAGUCCUUCAAACGAGCAGACAUCUAUGCAAUGGGAUUAGUGUUUUGGGAAAUAGCUCGGCGAUGUUCCAUCGGUGGAAUCCACGAAGAUUACCAGUUGCCAUACUAUGACCUUGUUCCUUCAGAUCCUUCUGUUGAAGAAAUGAGGAAAGUUGUGUGUGAGCAGAAGUUAAGGCCCAAUAUUCCAAACAGAUGGCAGAGCUGUGAGGCCCUGCGAGUCAUGGCGAAAAUCAUGCGGGAGUGCUGGUACGCCAACGGCGCCGCUCGGCUGACCGCUCUGCGCAUCAAGAAAACGUUGUCGCAGCUCAGCCAACAGGAGGGGAUAAAGAUGUGA